GCGGCCCCUGGGCCGGGCCGGCCGGACCGGGUUACCCCGGGCGGUACCGGCGGGGCUGGGGUGGUUCUCCCUUUUCAGAACCGUCCCGUCACGGCCGAGGCAGCGCAUCCUGAUGUGCAGGUUCUGGGGGCAGGGUACCUUCAGUGGCUUCUAGUUCCAUCACAGACUCUUUGAAACAGGAAUUGCCCCUCUGUGUGUGUGUAUGCACGAGGUGUGAUAAAUAUCCCCCGCAGUUUCUAAUUCAUAACCAGGUGAAAUAUGUUGUCAGGUAACUUGGCUGAACGCGGCACAAAAUUAUUAUUAUUAUUAUUAAAAAAAAACCAAACAUUAAACCUAGCCCAGAAAGUUGUUUCUCUAAAUGUUCCACUUGUUCUUCAGUGGACAUUCCGCAGUAGUACUUAAACAGUAAACAUCAGAGGCCGGCUUGUCUAUGUUCUCCAAACAGAGGCGUAAUAUAUCUAACCAGAUCACAAAUAGUAUUGUAUAGCUAAAAGUCUUCUAAAUCCAAUUAUAAUUGUUAAGUAAGGAUUGCUUUGUUCCCAAUCUAUUAUCCUUGAAUCGUGUGGCUUACGUGUUUCUCACUGAACGUACAAACCAUUAGCUUAAGAGGGUUUGGAAUUGCGAUAGCUGCAAGCUGGAGGCGAACCCUUUUUAAGUGGUUUUAUUACAGCCUAUUUGCUUCACCCGCAGAAAGGAAGGUGGCUGCUGUAAACACCGGGAUAAGCUGGUGUCAUGCUGCUCUGUAGCAUGUGACGGCUUGGUUCCCGGGACUGUCCUAUCCUGUUUCAGAUCUAGCAGUCCAGUGCUUCCAGCAAAUGUCCUCUUCCUUCUGUUUUGUUCUUAACUUAGAGUUGGGAAUCAAGCUAAACCAAAUACAGCUUCCAAACAAGAAGCCAAUUUCCUGCAAAAGUAGAGUGAAUAUCCAGACAAGAAAGUGCAGUCUCUAGGUUUUCUCAGGGGUGUCGUGAGCGAUCUGUUUGCUCUGAAAGUUGGUGUGGUGCAAUGAUUCUACUGGUUCUGUGCAGUGACACGUGAGACCAGUCUACGGUGAAGCUUGGGGAGUAGCAGAGUGUGCAGCUAAAUCUUCCCUCCUCCUUUUUGCACAAACGUAAGCAAGGAGCGAUGUGGUUUGUGUAAAAGGGUUUUUGAAAUGAAAUUAUUUGCUUUUCCUCUUACUGCAUGAAUUUGCAGUAAACUAUAUUCAUACAAAAGGAUUGAUUCCUAAGAUUGUAACCCUCGUUUGAGCAUUGUUUGUUUUUCUAAUGUUCAGCCUUCAUAAAGUGCAAAUUAAUGUGAUUUUAAACACUGUUGUAAUUCAUAGAAUGUAAAUAUUUUACAUAUUUGGAAAUUGGGAUGCUUCUGCAGUUUAAUAUCGAUUUACAUACUUAUAUGUGUAUAUUUGAGUCUUUUAAGUUCUAAUAUAGUAUUUUUGUAUGUUUCUUUUUCGGGUGGUGGGGUUUUUUUCUUUGCUUUUGAAAAAAAAAAUCAAAUUAAGUGACAUGGUGUACCCUUUGCUCAUUAGACCUGCCAUUUCUGUUGCUCAGAUACUACUUUUCUGUGACAUGGGUAGUAGCAACCCCUUUUAUUUAUCUGUGGGUGUGUUACUGUGUCAGAUUGGGUCAAGAAUGUCCUUUAGAAGAAAACAGAGUCAUCAUCACCAUGUGAUGUGUGCUGGCUUGUGAUUUGGGGUGGCCUUGCAGAGUACCAGAGAAAUUAAACUAGAAAUCAUACCCUGGGAGCAGCCUUAGUGCAGUCCAGCUGCUAAUAAACAUUCAGGCAGUGUUACCAAAUUACAGCUAGUCUGAUAUGAAAGCUGCUGAAGCACGUACAGUGUAGGUGUUGGCUUCUUAACACCGAGUACUUUAUCCUCAGGUUGAUCUGUGUUAUGUUGCAUGCCAAUAUUAGGUACAGCUGUUUAGAAAUGCAUCUCACUUUAAAGAAAAAAGUUGUUCUAGGAAACUGUUCACAAAUGUUGUAACUGAUGAAAAUGUCUGUACAGAGUUUUGGAAGUGUUUGUUUGUUUAUUUUUCUUUUCAUGAAGUGCUGAAAAGCACAAGUGUUUUAUUCUUCUCAAAAUUCCACAGACUCCUAAGUGAACUUCAGCAGUGAGCUUCCUAAGUGAACUGAGAUGUGAGCUUGCUUUCCUCUGCUGGUUUGUAGUCAUGCAGCACAAGAUAAUCACUUUUUACUUACAAAUUCUUUGAUUUCUUACAAUCUGGACUUGGGUUCUUCUGUUUAUAGGGAUUUAAUAUCACGCCACCUAGUAACGUAGCUGUGUUGGACAUUCUUUAAGGUGUGUUCUCAAUUCCUUAUGCUGGUAACAUGGAAGAGUCACUGAAGUAGCAAGUGAAAACCUUUCUCAGUGUUUCAUUUAGAUAUUUAUUUAUUUAUUUAUUUAGAGAAUACUGCUUGAGAAAAUUUACCAGACAGUACCUCAUACCUUGAUGUUUCUAUUUGUAUAAAGAAAACUUAUUGCAAAGCUUACUGUUCAGGGCAGAAAAGAGAUUUGCUUACUGAGAUACAGGUGGAAAAGGGAAUUUAGAUCUUGGUGGAGCUCCAGGAGAACAUCUUGUCUCGGGUGCAGGUGUGACUUGUUUUCUCUCAUACUGAGGAGGCUGGAGCAGGUCAGCUUCCUGACACGUGGCGUCAGUCACACAAGCAAGCACAGGACUGUGCUGCAACAGAAGCUGCUGGAUAGUCCAAAGCCUGUGCCUGACCAGCAAAGUCAAUCAGCAGGAGUUUAUGAUACUGACGUUCCAUCUCCCUCAGAUGCUGCUGAGUGUCCAGCCUUAUCCACAGUGGAGGUUUUCCUGAGGAAUCACUGCCAGUUUGAAAUUGUUCUUGCUGAUGAAGUUACCUGAGCUUUCUGACAGAGUCUGUGAGGACUUCGUGAUACAACUAAAAGGAUAACUGAGUUUGGUUUUUCCUUCACUCAAGGAAUUUGUUCAAGAGCAUUUUUCAGUCUUGCUGAUGCUGGUUCAUUUAAAAUUUAUUUCCUUAUUCAUGUUCUUUAAGAUUUAUUUAGAGCAAGAGAAUAAAUGCAUCACUUUACCCUCACAAUUAGCAAACUCAUUUGGUUUUUGCUGCAGUAGAUGAUUGAUAAUAUGAUGUGAGUCAGGUUGACCAUUUCCCAUUCCACAGCCUCCUGUGGCAUCAUAGUUGAUUGAUAUACACCUGGGUGAUGUCUCAAAUCCUGUUAGUCCAAAAAGGUGACAUUUAAUUUGUGUCUUAAAAGAGUUCUUCUUUGGGUACUUUGCUAAAAUAAGAAGUUUUUUGGCAGUUUGAUACUGCUGUCUUAAUUUUAUUUUGCUUUUUUUAAGAAAUGUACACACAUGCACACAAAUGAUUGGUUUGUAAUGGUUUUGUUGAAGAAAAAAUAUUAAGCAAUGUAUUUAUCUUUUUUGCCUAUUUUUUUUCCAUUUUAAUCUGCUGGAAUGGAAAACUGGCUGCUGUUAAAACCCUGCUUCUGAUGUGCAUGCUUGUAAAACUUAAUUGCUGCAAUUCAGACUCCAGAAAAUAUGCCCAUUUAACAUUGUGACAGAUACCUGCAGCAUUAUAUGCAACAGAGUUGUUUUGAAAAACAUUGAAAACAGAUCCAUUAUACUUCAGUGAAUGUGCAAUGUGCAAAUAUAUUUUUCACCUAAUUUGUUUACUGUCAUGUCUUUUUGAUUCAUGUCAUGUAUAUUGUUGCAUGUGUGUUUGGCUCAUAUAGUCUGCUCCGGAUGUCUUACAGAAGCAAUUCUGAGAAAACCUCUUGUGCUGUUAAACACUCUCUACAGCUACUUCAGCUUUUUCUAUGCCACAAAAUUGCUGACACUUUGGAUGAAACAAAAUAGUACUUAAAUCACGAAGGACAAAAAUAUUUUUCUCUUUGUAAUCUUGCUUUAACUUUUAGUCAUUUUAAUUUUAACAGUUGUGAAAGAGCGGUAAAGCUCUCUGUCAAAUGGUAGAAUACAAUCUAAAAACAGCAUUUUAUAUGAAACCUAAGUCCUUGUGAAAAUGUUUAGCCAUCAAUACUGCUAUAUACCACCUCAAAACUCAUGCAGAUUUUUUUCCAAAUCAGUAUUUUACUCUUGCUUUGACUUAGAAAUGACAGCAGUAUUUUCUGCCUUUCACUGCAGGUACUGUUCCUGAAAAGAAGAGGAAACAUGGCUUAUACACUGAAUGAAGCUUAAAGUCCUGGACCGAAAACUGAGGGGUUUCUUCGUGAAGAAUGGCAACACCAUAUGUUCCUGUUCCUAUUCCUAUUGGAAGUUCAUCAUCCAGCUUUACAAACAGAAACCAAAGAAGUUCUUCUUUUGGGAGCAUCUCGACAAGUUCGAGCUCCUCCAAAGGACAGCUGGAGGACUGUACAAUUGGUAGUUUUAAAAAGAUGAGCGUGCCUGACCAGAUUGGUUCUACGUCAUCUGCAUGUAGCAGUCCACUUGUUAGGACUAAAUUUACAGGUCUGGAUCCAUCCAUAGAAUAUUGUACUCAGCCUGUGGAAGAAAUAGAGCAGAAUACAGAUUCCAGGAGCUGGGAAGAUCGACCGUCCACGCCUACUAUACUGGGCUAUGAGGUGAUGGAGGAAAGGGCAAAAUUCACUGUAUACAAAAUACUGGUAAAAAGAAGUCCAGAGGAAAGUUGGGUAGUUUUCAGACGAUACACUGACUUCUCCAGGCUUAAUGACAAGCUAAAAGAUAUGUUUCCGGGCUUUCGGUUGGCCCUUCCACCAAAGCGCUGGUUCAAGGAUAAUUAUAAUCCUGACUUUUUGGAAGAUCGACAGUUGGGACUGCAAGCAUUCCUCCAGAACCUCGUAGCUCAUAAAGAUAUUGCUAACUGCCUUGCAGUGAGAGAAUUUCUUUGUCUGGAUGAUCCUCCGGGUCCUUUUGACAGUCUAGAAGAGAGCAGGGCUUUCUGUGAAACUCUGGAGGAAACAAAUUACCGCCUACAAAAAGAAUUGCUUGAAAAACAAAGGGAAGUUGAAUCGCUGAAGAAAUUGCUAAGUGAAAAGCAACUUCAUAUAGAUGCUGUUGAAAGAAGAAUUAGCUCAGACAAAGAGAACCAUGAGCCAUGCUGGAGUGGCUCUUUGGCUGGAAAUCCUGUCCCAGAAAUUGAGGUCGCUGAAGUAGCGUAUACCGUGGAUGAAGAAUAGAUGAGCAGCAGCUGCUGUUACAGGUUCAUGUUUGGGAUGUAUCUGAGGGUAGGAGCAUAGAGUAGCUGUGAAGAAUUUACAGCAAAGAGCAAGAAUGCACAAUUGAAUGUUUACAUAAAUCCUUACAAAUUAUUAAUGUAAGAAAUAUACCCAGAGCUGCUUUGAUUUCAGUUUUUAUCUAGCCUUUAUAUAUUUAAUAUAUUGAAGUCUAAUAAGGGCUAAAAUCAGCUGAAGUUUAGAUAGUGUACAUACACAAUUUGGCUGACUUUCCUAGCGGAAUGACAAGUUCCACACUAAAUCACUGAACACAUCUAACUCCCAUGUCAUAUGUUGCCACUGUUGUGACAUGUUUGAUGUGUUCAUCUGUUUGGUAUUUGUGUUUUCAUAUUCUUAUAGCCAUAAAUUAAUGCUUGCUGAAGUAAAAAUGGACUCAUCUAUGUGUAAGAGUGGAGAAUGCGUUGGUUUUAAAUUCUGAAGUUGAAGAAUGUUUCCCUGGAAAUUUUAAUGCAAUGCAAUAGGAAAAAUUCCAGUACCAAGAGAGGAGUACUUACAAAAUGGGAUUAUAGUUGGACAUUUUAAAACUGGUCAUUUUUGCUGAAGGAAUUAAUAUGAGACCCCCAAAACACUGUGUAUUUUCAUCCCAAAAUAGCAUGCUGUAAUACUUUUUGUUCAGUAAUGCUGCUUUGAAAAUCUGGGAUACCUUUGCUAUAUACCCAUGUAACAAUAAAAUCAGUAAGUUUGCCUUUUACUCAGAACACUACCUCUUACCACCUUACUUAUGCAUUUAUGUUUGUUUAAAAAUAUUCAAGAUUAUAUGGAGGUUAUUGAAAGACUUGUAAAGAAGCCAUAUUUUUUUCCUGCACACUUCAUAACUAGAUUGAAUCUAGUUGCAAUGUAUUUUUGUUUCAAUAUAUUUUACACAUGGGGAUGUUGGUACCUAUGUUGUAUAGCCUAUUUUUCAAAAUGUAUUAAGACAGGAGAUGCACUUUAUAAUUAAGACUCCAUUGUGCCAAGUUCAGUUGGCUAAUUGGUUGAGAAAGGGGAGUUGCAGGGAGAGGAUUAUGUAGUGCCUUUUUGUAUUUUACUUGUUCAUUACUGCAGAAUUUUGUUACAGUGCUCUCGGUCAGUUCUGUGGAAUCUUUGAUACAGCUUGUUUCUGUUCUUCACUUAUUUACUGAAAGUGCCUUGUUUUAUUCUGCUUUUCCAAUAGGAAGAAUGCUGUUUUGUUUUAAGUUUUUUUCCCUAUACCAACCACAUCGUUGUUUAAUGUUGUCAAUAUGCAGUGUCUUUGUGCUGGAGUUUUCAAAGGGAGCUUUGUACUUCAGACUGUGCAUACAAUGACCUUUAUGCAGAACUGUAUCAACCUUCCUGGUGAAAUAAAACUAUGGACAAAACACCUGUCUUCUUUUUUCCAUUGUAGAAAAGACCAAAAUGUUUAAUGCCUUGUCUAGCAGAAGGAUAAAACACUGUUAGGAGACGUUUCUUACCUCAGUGAUUUCAUAUAGUUACUCAGCUUUUGGUCUUGAGUCCUUUUUGUACCAAAAAUUGUCUGCAUGAAAAUAAAUGAGAAUGCCAUAACAGACACCAGGAAAUUUACUAUACUUCUGUUGGAGUUAAAAUACAAAAGGAACUCAUCUUUUUUUUUAUAUUCUACAUGAAUCUUUGUAGAUGUUGAGUGAACUCAAUAAAGUUUUGAAACAUUAUUGAAAAUACAUCAAA
This is a messenger RNA of Myiozetetes cayanensis, 6853 nucleotides long. It is a transcript of the gene SNX16, whose product is annotated as sorting nexin 16. Gene Ontology annotation, molecular function: phosphatidylinositol binding. The record is from RefSeq and is a predicted model, not a curated record. Bases 4214 to 5134 code for a protein of 306 amino acids. Gene Ontology annotation, biological process: endosome to lysosome transport; protein targeting to lysosome; early endosome to late endosome transport. The transcript has 6 exons. NCBI's taxonomy places the organism in Eukaryota, Metazoa, Chordata, Aves, Passeriformes, Tyrannidae. Gene Ontology annotation, cellular component: late endosome; extrinsic component of endosome membrane; early endosome.